This is a messenger RNA of Platichthys flesus (European flounder), 3729 nucleotides long. RefSeq names its product transmembrane protein 151B-like. The transcript has 2 exons. The record is from RefSeq and is a predicted model, not a curated record. NCBI's taxonomy places the organism in Eukaryota, Metazoa, Chordata, Actinopteri, Pleuronectiformes, Pleuronectidae. Bases 121 to 1608 code for a protein of 495 amino acids.
UGAACCUCUGGAUGGUCGCGGUCUGACGGGUCUCGGCGGAGGGACGCUGCAGAGCAAGGUGGUGAGGUCUCUUCCUUCUCCACGCCCUGUCAUUAUCCCCAUCCGCAGCUGCCCAGCACCAUGUCCCCUCCAGCAUCGGCUGCCACGGCGACUGAAAGCAGCACCACCACCGUUUUCGAGGAGGACACCAGAGAGGAGCAAAGACCCCUGAAGCAGUCCCUGAGAAAGUCUCUGUGUCGGGAGAGUUUCUGGAAAUGCCUGCUUCUCUCUAUUCUCAUGUACGGCUGCAUGGGGGCGAUGGUUUGGUGUCAUGUCACCAAGGUCACCCGCCUCACCUUUGACAGUGCCUUCAAAGGGAAAUCCAUGAUGUACCAUGACACCCCCUGCUCUGAUGGCUAUAUCUACAUCCCUCUGGCCCUACUGGGCAUGCUCUAUUUAGUCUACCUUGUGGAGUGCUGGCACUGUCAUGUGAAGAACGAGCUGCAGCACAAGGUGGACGUGGAAGGCAUCUACGAGCGUGUCCAGAGGAUGCAGCAGGCCAAACCCUGUAUCUGGUGGAAGGCCAUCAGCUACCACUAUGUUCGCCGAACUCGACAAGUCACACGCUACCGAAAUGGGGACGCUUACACGAGUACCCAGGUUUACCAUGAACGUGUCAACACCCAUGUGGCUGAAGCGGAAUAUGACUACAGUCCCUGUGGUGUGAAAGAUGUUUCAAAACAGCUGCUGGGCUUGGAGAAGUCUGCUCUCACAAAGAUGCGGUUCACCAAGUGCUUCAGUUUUGCCAACGUAGAGUCAGAGAACUCCUACCUUACGCAGCGUGCAAGGUUCUUCACCGACAACGAGGGCCUUGACGACUACAUGGAAGCCAGGGAGGGCAUGCACCUGAAAAACAUUGACCUGAAGGAGUACAUCCUGGUGAUGUCUGACCCAGAGCACCACCCCUGGUAUCUGUCCCACUACGUCUUCUGGUUCGUCUCAUUCCUCACUUUCUCCUGGCCGCUCAGAGUCUUCACAGAGUAUCGUACUGCAUACGUCCACUAUCGUGUGGAGAAGCUCUUUGGGCACGAUUACCUCCCGGUGACCCCAUGCGAAGAGCGGCCAUAUUGGCGUCGCAUCCCUCGUGUUAACACAAUUGACAGUACUGAAUUAGAGUGGCACAUUCGGUCCAACCAGCAGCUUGUGCCCAGUUACUCAGAGGCUGGCCUGAUGGACCUGGCCCAGUGCCCGUCCAGCUUCAGCGGGAUCCGUCAGAAUUGCGAGCGCUGCCAUCGAACCAUGAGCUGCUCCUCUGUGUUCUCCAGGAGCGCCCUCAGCAUCUGCACCGGUGCCAGCUCCCGCAUCCCCUUCAGCAGCAGCCGAUUCUCCCUGGCCCGUCGCUACGGCUCCCAACGCAGCUGCUUCUGGAGGAGCGGCAGUCUGGAUGACCAGGAGAGCCCCAGUGAAAAUACCCGCUGUCUAUCUGAGCGUCUCGCCACAGGCGAAGAGGAACCCCCUGACUAUAACGAUGCUCUUUGCUACCCAGUGCUUAUUGUCCACUGCAGCGACAACUGCCACCACCACAGGUCGUUCCACAGACAUGGCUCCUGUGUGGAGACGUCUUUAUAACCAUGCAUUCCCUGACGGAGCAAAGGGGCAUUUCUGUAGCAUACAAACACUUUAUAAACACUUGUCUUAAUGUGAAGGGACACGGAUUUAUGUUAUAUUGCCAUACUAUCUGAAACAGAUGCCCGAAUCCUGAAUGUGUAGAUCACUAAAGCAAUAACAGUGAUUAGCGGACAGAGAACAAAGUGACAAUGGUUUGUGAACCACAUUGUUAGAGUGUAUCUGCUUGGCUUCCUAUGAAACUCAAGAAAAGAGUGUCACUGUGUCUGUCAUUGCCAUAGAGUUUAAGAUCUCGUAAUGUGCAGUCCAUAUGAAACUGACACUGACACUGACUCUGCAGUUACCUCAUGAGACCUUUUCAGAGGCCACGGAAGAGACGGACAGGUUUAAACAGCUCCUUCAGUCAGUGAGAUCUCACAAACACAAACACAUCAGAAAUGAAAGAUCAGAUAAUGCUGAUAAUGCAGAUAUUUUCACACGUACUACUGCCAAUUACAGCAAUAUCUGAGUAUCAAGUUAACUGCUUUAUGUUGCACUUAGGCACAUCACAGACAUUCAUUGUUGGAAACCUUCGAUUGAAGUCCUGGGUACGUUCACUCACUGUUAUACUGAUAUCCAAAAAAUAUUAUUUCACUCUUGUGAAAUUAAAUUAUUCUAUUUCACUUAUGUUGUGGAACAGUGUUGUAAAUAACUUUUUGGUUUACCGACUUAAAGAAACAAAAUAAGAUCUACUUGCUUAGUCACUUGAGUUAGUGACUUCCUACAUUUCCCACAAUGCCCUUUGGCAACUGCAGACAACCGGUUCAGGUUUAAUUUGUACUGUUGGUGGAAAGCAAUAUAAAAAUAUAAAAAAGAGCCAGUGGUGAAUUUAAGAAAAAUGUAGGACUUCUGCCCUUUACUGAGCACAUAGCUGUCAUGUUGCUGCAUUGCAUUGUGGGUGAUGCGCUUCCUCUACAGUGGAUUUCUCCCUGUCUGACUGUCGACUGUUGGUGCUUUAUGGCAGCUGCAAAAACAAACAUCCCUGACUGUUGGAUGUUGAUGGACUAACAUCUUGAACAUGAUGUUUACAGUUGAUAAACAUGUUCAAUCUCCCCUGUGGAUGUUGAACUUAAUCUGCAAGGAAAUAUGAAACCGCAAAUCAUAAUCAGAGAAGCUUUUAAUGUUGUGAAGGUGUUUCAGGCAGGAUUUCUGCUUUCAUAUUUGAUUAAUUUGUCUUGACUGACCCAGAAACUGGAGCCCACAACUGGGCCAUGAGUCUUUUCCUUGACCAACCAAGAUAUAGCACAAACGUCCACCAUCCAAAAUAACCUAAACAAGUACUUUAGUGUUUCUUACAGUUUGUCUUAAAUUUGACUUUUUUUGCUGCCCACUGCCACGACACAAUCUUGCCGGCAACUGUGUGACAAGCGCAUUAAUGUGUCAAUAUGUCAUUUCCUUACAACCAGACAAGAUAAGGACAGGUUUACACUGCAUCUGCUACACAUUUGAAUUUGAGUCCUGACCAUAAUCAUCUGACAAACAACUAAAGAUGUUGUGGAUUAAGGUGCAUAAAGACCAAGAGCUUAUCAAAGACCUUAUCAAAGUUGCAUGAUUUCCCUCUGCUAAGAUAAUGUCUUUAAAACUACGAAACUUACCUGAAUGUAAACCACCAGCAUAUAUGAUAUACUGUGGUAUAUGUCCCAUGUCUAGUAAAGGAUGAUGCUCCAUUUUUAAGCUGUAAACUGAGGAUUUCACUGUCUGGCGUGUACUGAAUGUGCUCAGAGAGGCAAAAACAAAGAGCACACCGACAUAUCACCAUGUUUCUACAGAGACUUUGGCUGUUGACAUCUAACUUAUAAAUAGGAUCCCUGACUCUUUUUGAAUCGGGUUUACAGGCUGUAUAUGCAAGGAUGUAAAUGCACUUACGUUUACACUUGGACAUCUUAUGACCUUUGUAAUACUGACUUUUUGUACAACACCUCACAGGAUCAUAUUGAAUGCUUCCUAGCAAAUAAGAUAUUGUUGUUACUUUGCUUUCAAUUAUGUGGUGACACAAGUAUUAUGCACUUGAAAUGACACUCAUGGACAUUAUGAAUUGUAGCUGAAUGUUGGCGUAAAUCCCCUUAGAGUAAUAAAGUAUUCAAU